CGGCUGGGACAACUUUUGUCAUCGUCCCAACUACUCUUGCUGGAAUUCCAGAGAGGGGGGCCUGGCAGCGUGACGUGUGACCCCGAGUCCGUGAGCUAUCCACGACGUUUUUCUUGGUUGCCGGUAGCACGUGACCGCUGCUGCGGAUUUUGCUGCUGCCCUGUGAUCCGUAACCGGUGUGUCUCGGGGAGAUUAUGGGUUUCUUUUUUUAUUGACACCUCCAAAGUGUUUUGGGAUUUAUUCAACCCCACGCACGUCUGUGACAUGGGCCGGUGGCUUUUCAUCUUCUCGCUGUUAUGAGAAUGCCGCAAAGGUUAGGGCGCUACCUCGACUAAGUUCGUGUUGGUCUCAAAUAGAACGAGGGGAAGAGAAAAAAAUAGCCCCAUCUCCUUUCCGUCCGCUUGUUGGAUUCUCCGUUGACAAUAAUGGCGAGGCAGAAUUUACUGUGCAUCGCCGUCCUGUUGCUGGGAUGUGCUGCUCCGCUGGCAUCUGCACAGUGGGAUUGGUUUUUCCGUGGCAAGAAGACGACCACAACGCUGGCCCCGUUCGUGUCCACCGCUCCGGCUGCGAUCUCCACCGCUCAGGCUGCGAUCUCCACCGCUCAGACGCAGUCGUCGUCCUCAGCCCAGGUCGGCGUGGGAACCACCUUGGCGACCUUGACCUCUGGUCCUUCGCUCGCCCCUGCCACCUCCUCCGCAAGCAGGAGCCUGCAGAAAUCGAGCGUCGCCACAGAGGCUCCUCCAAAGCCACCCACGGCUGCGACGGAAACCCUCGCCACCCCUCAGGGGCAGGGCGGGACCCCAACCUUGGGGACAGAGGCCCACAGCAGCGAGCCCAGCGGUGCGGGCCCAACCACCACCCCACCGCCCACUCACUGGCUCACUGCUAACGCAAGUACAGACGACGCUUCUUCGGCCCACGGGAUCGACCUCCUGAGGCUGAUUGGAGACCCAACGCCCAAGUCGGUGUCCGUAGUCGCCGGGCAGGAUGAUCGCUCGGCCUUCUACUUCCACCGCGGAGCCGAAGUGGCCAAGCGAUUCCAGGGCUUCUUCACCAAGCCUCUGCCCGCAGACUUCUCCAUCUUGGUCACCAUCACCCCCGCCACCAGCCAGGGCGGCUUCAUCUUCUCGGUGAUGGACGCCCUGAAGCAGACGGUCUACCUCGGCGUGAGCGUGUCUCCUGAGCGCCAAGAGCUGCAGCUGCACCUCACCUCGUCGCAGGAGCGCCGCACGACUCCCGUGGCCACAUUCCGGCUGCCUGCGCCCGCGAAGCAGCUGACGCGCUUCGCCCUGCGCAUCCGCGGCACCGAGGCCUCGCUCCUCGACUGCGAGGCCGAAGCCUCCGAGCAGAAGGCGACGCUGGAGCGGCCGCCGGGGGAGCUGCGAUUCCCGCAGGGAGGAGGGUUCUUCUUCGUGCGGGGACGAAACGAGCAGCCGCGAUACGAGGGAGUCAUCAACGACCUGAGGAUCAGCACGGAGCCAUCGGCGGCCAGGCAGCACUGCGAGGAUGACGACGUGCUGGAAGCCUCUGGGGGUGACCAGAGCGGAGAUGGCGACAUCGAUGGGGACACGCCCCCCCUGCCUGCACCGUCCAUCGACAGCCCAACGCCAACCGCGCCCACGGUGCCCAAGGUCACACUGCUGGAGGAACCAGGAGAGAAGGAGGACUCCGAGGUGCCUCCCGGGCAGGGCCACAUGGCCCCGAGCACCCCACACUACACGGACGAGGUGGAGAUGAAUCAAGUGGCGGGCGUUGAGAGCGGCCCGCCCGGCGUGCCAGUGCCCAGACAACCUCUCACCCCCAGCGCCCACGAGACCUCUGCCAAGCCAGCCGAAGGUGAGGAUGCUGAUCAAGGAUCUGGCGUCGGGGAGCUUCCGGACACAGAGCUUUGCACGCUGUUACCGGACAAGGGCCCUUGCAAGAGCCGGUUGCAGCGCUGGUUCUACAACCCCAAGAAGCACGGCUGCGAACAGUUUGAAUACGGCGGGUGCCUCGGGAAUCAGAACAACUUCGUCGCCAUCCUGGAGUGCCUCAAGCGCUGCACAUCGGUGCCAGGAGUUGCUGCGGAGAGGCCCAGAGUGGAGCCGACGACGCCGGCGGGGGGCGAGACGGCGGCAGCGGGGCCGGGAGACGACGAGGAGCGGCCCCCUGUCAAGACCGAAGCAGCGCGGGUGGAGGGCGCGAGCGACGGGCGAGUGGGCCUCACCGGCCCGAAGGGGGACAAGGGAGAUCCAGGGCCUCCUGGACCCCGCGGGCCCCCUGGCCCGCCAGGCCCUCCCAGCCCCACCGCGAGUGUACGCGUCGACGCAGCGGCCGCCAAACCCGGGCUGCCGGGACCUGUUGGACCCGUGGGACCGCCCGGCCUGCCCGGGCCCGUCGGCAAGCCCGGCAUUGCGGGGAAAGGUGGCGCUAAAGGAGACCGAGGGUCACGAGGAUUCCCCGGGGUGCAGGGAGAGUUGGGAGCGAAGGGGGACAAGGGCGACGCUGCUGUGGGCCUUCCGGGACCGCCAGGUCCACCCGGACCGCCUGGGCCCCCCUCAUCGAGGCACAGCGAAAAGGCGGAAGGCUCUGGAGAUGACGAGAAUGAUGAUGAAGAUGACAUUGCUGACGGCACCACCAGCGGCCGCUCGCGUGUGCCUGGGCCCCCGGGCCCCCCCGGUCCUCCUGGGCCCCCAGGCCUCCCAGGGAUUCCCGGGCAGCCAGGAAGCGCGGGAGAGGGAGGCCAAGCACAGGGAGGCAGCGGCGAGGCGGGUUCUUCAGGCAUCCCAGGCCGAAUGGGCCUCCCAGGAUCCGAUGGGCCUCCUGGUCAGAAGGGUGACAGGGGACAGAUGGGCGUGUAUGGACUCCCUGGGUUGCAGCAUCCGUCGGCACCACAGGGAGAGAAGGGAGACGCGGGCCCAGCAGGGCCUCAGGGCCCGCAGGGCCCACAGGGAAUCUCCGGCCUCACCGGGCCACCCGGGCCCCCGGGGCCCCCUGGCCCACCCUCAUCUGCCAACAGAUUCAACUCUGACUUCAGCGACAUGGAGGGCUCGGCUUUCGGCGACGGGGAGCCGGGCACUGUUGGCAAACCUGGGCCCAAGGGCAUGACAGGAGACCCGGGUGCAGACGGAACGCCAGGACUGCCGGGACCUCCGGGGCCUCCAGGCUCCGUCGGACUCGCAGGCCACCCCGGGCCCCAGGGCCCGACGGGUGCCAAGGGCGAGAUGGGUCUGCAGGGGCGACCGGGCGUGGACGGCGUCGGCAUUCAGGGACCGCCCGGCCUACCCGGUCCACCUGGGCCUCCUUCCUUCUUCCAUGGACCAACCUACGAUGUGGAGUCAGGGGGUGUGGCAGGCCAAGCAGGACAGCCAGGGCCCCCAGGCCCCAUGGGACCCCCAGGACUCCAGGGGCCUCCGGGAAUGGUGGGACUGGCUGGACACCCAGGGCUGCCUGGACCCCGCGGGGAGAAGGGCGCCUCGGGCAUUCAGGGACCCACGGGGAUGAAGGGUGAGAGGGGGGAACCCGGAGUCAUCAUUGCUGCAGAUGGCUCCCAUCUGGCGAGCAUGGCAGGGCCCCAGGGACCCAAGGGUGACAAGGGCGAUGCCGGCUCUCCUGGAUUGAUGGGUCCGGCGGGUCACGCCGGAGUCAAGGGGGAGUACGGCAUGCCGGGGCGGCCCGGUCGGCCGGGAGUUAACGGCUUCAAAGGUCAGAAGGGCGAAUCUGGAGGAGGUGUUGGCCUGGGCAAUAGCUUCCCCGGCCCUCCCGGACCUCCCGGCCCGCCUGGCCCCCCGGGCCAGCCGGGGUUCCCCGUGGACGUCAACAACAGAGUGGACCACUUCCAGCCGGGGGUGCAUUCAAAUUUCGGGCUGAAGGGCGAGAAGGGCUCCAUGGGCUACCCAGGACACCACGGCUCCAACGGGGAGAAGGGAGACCCGGGGCCUCCAGGGCCGCCCGGAUCCAUCACGAACAUAGCACAGCUUGCCGGGAUCAAGGGGGAGCGCGGCGAGCCCGGCAUGAAGGGCGAGCCUGGCACGGUGGUCUACGGGGACUUCCCUCACGGGAUUCCCAGCGUCCCCGGACUCCCAGGGCCCCCAGGCAUCCCAGGACGGCCGGGCCUCGUGGGCCCCAAAGGAGACUCGGUGGUGGGUCCGAGUGGCCCCCCGGGCAGCGCUGGCCCCCCUGGAUCUCCGGGAUACGGCUACGAGGGGCCCCAGGGCAGGCCAGGCCCCCCUGGGCCUCCAGGGCCCCCCGGCGGUCAAGGGCACACCUCGCCAGGAGGCUCCGGUCCCAGCUACGUCCUCCAGGGAGCGGUGGGGCCCCCCGGGCCACCGGGACCCCCCGGCUCCUCCAGCGGGGUGACGAUGACGAACUCCGUGGAGGCCAUGCUGCAGACGUCGCGGGCCACGCCGGAGGGCGCGCUGGUGUACGUGCGCGAGACGGGAGACGUCUACAUCCGGGUGCCCGGGGCGUGGAGGAAGUUACAACUUGGAGACACCAUUGCCAUCCCUGGCAGCAACACCCACGCUCUUCUGCCCCCGAGUGAGGUGGUGCAACUGAACCCCCAGCCAGCGUGGCCUCCCCGGGCACCCAGAUACCACAAUGGACACAUGCUCCACCUGGUGGCGCUCAACAGGCCAAUGACGGGUGACAUGCACGGCAUCCGAGGCGCAGACAUCCUGUGCUUCCAGCAGGCGCACGCGGCCGGCCUGCAGGGCACCUACCGGGCCUUCCUCACCUCCCACGACCAGGACCUGGCGGCGGUCGUGCGCAGGGCCGACCGCGACAGCGUGCCCAUCGUGAACCUCGUGGGACAGAAGCUGUUCCAGAGCUGGGAGAGCCUGUUCGACGGCUCCAAUGGCAACUUCGACACCAGCAUUCCCAUCUACUCCUUCGAUGGGACCAACGUGCUGAGCGACCCUCGAUGGCCACAGAAGAUGCUGUGGCACGGAUCGGACAGCAGCGGCAAGCGGCUCAUGACGAGCCACUGCUCAUCGUGGCGCGUGGGCGACACGUCGGGCGGCCCCGUGGGCCAGGCCUCGCCGCUGCAGCAGGGCCGCCUGCUGGAGCAGCAGGCGUACAACUGCAACAGCCCCUUCGUGGUGCUGUGCAUCGAGAACAGCUCCGUGCAGCACGCGCGCCGGCGCCGCUAGCCACGGGGGAACCGGGCCCGGCACCGCGCCCGUGCCGCUUACUCAGCUCCAGCCAUACCCCCCCCCCCCACCUUCCCCGAGUGCCCCCAGGGCCCCCCCCCCCUCCCCCCCGGUUUCCGUGCUCCGGCGCGAGGAACGGCCGAGUCUAAACGCGCGUGGCCGUUCUGACGCUGCUCGUGUGAAACCUGCUGCAUCGUAUCGGAGUGAUUGCCUUCUGCUUAAGUGAGUGAGGAGUUUUAUAUUUAAAAGGAGUAACCUGGGCCCAGCCAAGGCACCGUCAGUGUGGCAUGUGGAUGGGUUUCGGUUACUGUGCCUUUAGUUCUCAGUAGACGAGAGUAAUUCUCUCCCGACUCUCGCCACCAGCGAUUCGGAAGCGUCGGAAAGGUUCCAGCUGGGUGCAACAUCUCGUCCACGAACGGCCCCUUGGGAUUAUAGUAAGCGGCGUUCCACGUUCACAACUUUCACCGGCGAAACAUAGCGUCCGUUCGGGUCGCAGUGGCCUCCCAAGUGCUUGUUUUUUUAUCUCACGGGUGCUUUCUUUUUACAAGCGUCGAACAUCAUCGACUCUCGCUCCUGGGUCCUUUUUUGUAUUGUUGUAGCAAUGCAGCAACGCCUGUUAAUCAGAACAACAGAUGCCCGUCAAACUGGGCUUUUGUUUUUGUCUCUCUCGUGCCGGAACGACGCAGGCAAAACGCUCGCUCCGACGCUUCACCACGUUUAGUUCGAAGCGUACUUCACCCGCCACGAUCGGCUCGUCCAACGGCGCUUCAGUUACAACCACGCAAUGGCUCACGAGCGAGCUAGCGCUCGGGAUCGACACACAAAGCAGGGGGCUGCAAGGGAGCAGUAGGCAAGGAGGGGGGGGGGGAGAUGAUGACGACGCACCCUGGGGUAAGCGACGUGCAUUCGAGUGACGGGUGGAGGAGUGAAGACCGGCUGACCGGCGUUGCGCAACGGAGUCCGCCAAGGUUGUUUUAAGGGUGGCCGCCAGGGAGUGCCACGCGAAUUCUGAGCCCACCGAGGGGUCGGUUCGGAACGUUGGGCGGCCGUGUUGAGGGGCGGGGCUGGAAGUCGCCCCCCCCCCCGCUACCACCUCCCCCCCCCCCCCUCCACUGAGUCUCGCCCAUCGCUCACAAUGGGGGCUUCUACUGUAACGAUAAGCUUCAUCGGCAAUGUUAACCCGUUUUCAAUUAAAACAACAAACCUUUAAUGUGUGCACUAAGUAACUAUGCAGUUUGUAUCCACUAUGUCGCUGUUUGGUAGUAGUAGUAGUAGUGAAAGCGGGCAGAUUCUGCUGUACCAUUUCACUCAUUUGUAAUAAUAACCGACGUUUAAACCAUGGCUCUUUUGCGGGCAAACUCUUCUCAAAAGUAAACGCGGGAGAUAAGCACAAUGACUAGAACGUCAACGGCCCUCUCUCUCUCUCCCUCGACGAACUCUCGGCUCAAGAGGUCACGGCAACUGACCCUCAAUGAGGCGUCCUAAGUCUCCGUGAGCGUUGAAGCAAAGCCUCUAAAGUCUAAACGGACGCUUGCCUCGUACAAUAAUAAUGAAUCAGCCUUGGGGUGACACCGCACAUGGCCUCCAGCGCACAUAAAAGGGGGCGCACAAUGAUGGCCCAUCGUGUGGUUGAAACGCUUUGACCGCGUCAACGAGAGAGAGAGAGAGCUGCUAACUCGGCACGCGGUGCCUGCCGAGUGGUGCUUGGUGCCACGUAGUUCGACAACGUUUUACCGUGCUCCUGUUGACAGAAUGACCCCCCUCUCUCUCUCUCUCUAGAGCUCUACGGUAUAUACAAACAUUGUUCUUUGUUAAUCUUGUAAUGGCCAUGUAUGCUUCGAGCUAUUGAAAGCUGCUGCCGCUUUUUUUUUUACAAAGCAUGCAAUGUCUUGACUCUGGAGCUUGUUACAAUAAUCUUUGCGACAGUGCCGAGUGGCCGUGUCGAGACACGUAGCAGUGCCUCGCCGCUCUCUCCCUUCGCAGUGUUACCGUCCAAGCCCCCUUUUGCGCUCGGGCAGGUGGUGGCAUCAGCCCACAUCAGCAGCAGCGGUCGCGGCGUGCUCGCAUGCAGAUGGGGGGGGGGGGGGUGGUGGUGGUGGUGUCGUCCUUGGCAGCGGCAGCAGCAAUAGCAGCGAACGCACAACUUCCCAGCAUGGCACGAGCGCACGUGUGCCACACACGGGAGCAGGAAGAGGGAGGCCCAUCACCGCCGAUGGGUGUCGACGCACUCUCUCGUGGUUUUUUUUCACCAUCGCGUGAGCCACUAAAAAUGCGCCCUCUUCCCUGCUAAGGAGGUGGCAUCGAGUUUUUUUGGCGCAGCGCGUUAACCUUGCUUUGAACUUAGUAAGUCAGUGUUGUUCGUGUCAAUCCAUUGUGGACACGUUCUGCAGAGUGCGGACGUUUGGUCAACACAGCCCUGCUUUGCGAAAGCUUCGUUUGUUUUUUUUUUGUGCAUUGGAGCAUUUUCUGAUGAAGUAUUUAAAGGAAAUGCGCACACAUUGUCAGAAUGAUUUGUAAUGAAUGAAAUGUCAAGGCUUCCUGUAUGCCAAAGAUGCCAUAGCCUUGCAUGGCCAUAGCCGUUAGCGUCUCAGCUGCUGCAGUGAAUCUCCUACAAACUGGGUAGUGAAUUGACCAGAGAUGACGUUUUUAAGUAAAUUUCAAUAAAAUGUAGGUCAUUUCUCACUUAUAUAAACAUGCAUAUAUCACGAACAGUUUUGAAUACUUUUAUAAAGCUAAUUAAUGAAUCAUGUUUUUAGAGAUAAUAAUUUUAACCACUUUUUCUAAAAUCAAAGGGUAGAGUAUGUUAUACGGGCUCUUUCCAUGGAUAUGUAGACAUUACAUCUGGUUGUCGGUAACAUAGAUGUUUUUUUUCCACGUAGGGGGAGCUAAUGUGGAGGCAGACCAACUGUCACUGCUGAUAGAAGGGCCGCCCACAUCGGUGUUGUGCACGGGAAUAUAUAUUUCUGAUAUCAUGACGCAUUUGAUCGUUAGGCACGAUCAUGCUUUUAUGGAAAAAAACCUGGCCACAAUAAUUUAAUCUGAGACUCAAGUAAUUUUUCACUUUUAAUUGAAGUUCAUAUUUCAUGCGAUUAUUUUUAUUCACAUUAAGUUUCUCCCUUUAAAUAUUCGUGUAAACGUAAGUAUUCACAUUCAGCAGGGGAUUGAUCAUGGCUGGUGGCGAUGAUGUUGAUAAACUCUGGUAGUAGCUUGGGCUGUGGGAGAUCUGUGUCUCCCAUGGAGCAACACUGACCCAACACUGGCCCAAUACUGGCAACCAGAGACGAACCUGGGCUUCCCACCUCAGUGCACGUGGCGUUUACAUGUUGCCUAAAAGCGUCAUCUGUCACUCAGGACAAACGCCACUUUUGAUCAAACCCACUUUUAAACGUCCGGUUACCUAGCGUACGUUUUUGUGGCUUUUCAUUUAAUAUGACUGUCUCAUGAAAUGGUAAUUUUAGAGUCGGAUUGAUCAACCUGAAAAGGCAUGGGCAUUUAUCAGCAGUGACUUGAUCUCACGAAAGUGACAACCGACUUCAUGGAAAAGCCUGUGGGUGCGAGUUAAUUGGGUCACAUGGACCUCUUAGGAUUAAUCAACUUAAAUCGCGAGCGUGUAGGUCGUAGUGAAAUUGGUAAGGCAAUAUUACGUUGACAUCUAACUUAUUGACAUGGCGGUUCUGAAUUAAUGCAUGGAAAUUGGUCAAAUGUACUUUUUAUAUUGAGCAUAAAAAUUUAUUCCAAGCAAUGCCUCAACGUAGGUGGAUGCAUAACAAUGCAGAAGCAUCACAUACAUACGUGCAUUUUAAAGGUUUUCUGAGGCUUACAGCUGAGGGUUUUAUUUAUUCAGAUGUAUCGCUUGAAAAAUUAAUUGCCCAUUAAGUGUUAUAUUUUUGUAUUUUGCUGCUUAUUUCAAGUAGACUCUUUAAGGUUGUUUUUUUUUUCCCUGUGUAAGUGAAUGGUGCUACUAUUGCCUGCUUCGCAACAUUAGGAAUUGGAACGCAGCCACAAUGAAAGCGUUGCCAUUGUGCAGCAGUCGUGCUGCCUCAUGCAGGUCAGAUGUCACGUCAAUUUUUUUUUGUUGUUGUUGAAAUCCUUCGCUCAUGUACCUGUUCCUUUAACGUCGCACAGUAAACCAUAAACACCA
This is a messenger RNA of Petromyzon marinus (sea lamprey), 9270 nucleotides long. The record is from RefSeq and is a predicted model, not a curated record. NCBI's taxonomy places the organism in Eukaryota, Metazoa, Chordata, Hyperoartia, Petromyzontiformes, Petromyzontidae.